GGAGUCACUAUUCGAGGGUACUGUAUAUACAAUCUGGGUCAGCUGCAGCUGGUUACUGCAUUUCUCCAUGUGGCAGACAGAGCAAAGCCACAAUGCCUUCUCUGCUGGAUUAAAGACAGCCCGCAGACCAGAACUUCCACUACACUACUUAAAAUUACAUAGGUGGCUUGUCAAAUUCAAUUGAUUAGUGCUGUAAGAAGAAAAAGAAGUUCCUUAUUACAGCUUGGACUCAACGGCCCAAAACAAAAAUGCAGUUGCCAUUAAAAUCACAGACGAACAAACUUCUACACUGAUUUUUUAAAAGCAAGAACAAGAGCAGCAAGUUUCUGAGUUUGCUUUAUCAACAGAUGCAAAAAGACAUCAUACAACCUCACUUCAAAAUGAAGGCCUUUAUCUGGACCCUAAGUGUGCUAUUCUUCCUACUAAUGGGCAUUGGACACUGCAGAGGAGGACAGUUUAAAAUAAAAAAAAUAACCCAGAGGAGAUACCCUCGUGCUACAGAUGGUAAAGAGGAAGCAAAGAAAUGUGCAUACACAUUCCUGGUACCUGAACAAAAAAUAACAGGGCCGAUUUGUGUCAAUACCAAAGGGCAAGACGCAGGUACCAUUAAAGACAUGAUCACCAGGAUGGACCUUGAAAACCUGAAGGACGUGCUCUCCCGGCAGAAGCGGGAGAUAGACGUCCUGCAACUGGUGGUGGACGUAGACGGGAACAUAGUCAAUGAGGUAAAGCUGCUGAGAAAAGAAAGCCGUAACAUGAACUCUCGUGUUACUCAACUCUACAUGCAACUAUUACAUGAGAUUAUUCGUAAGAGGGAUAAUUCACUGGAACUCUCCCAGUUGGAAAAUAAAAUCCUCAAUGUCACCACAGAAAUGCUGAAGAUGGCAACAAGGUACAGGGAACUAGAGGUGAAAUACGCCUCCUUGACUGACCUUGUCAAUAACCAGUCUGUGAUGAUCACUUUGCUGGAAGAACAGUGCUUGAGGAUAUUCUCCCGACAAGACCCGCACGUGUCUCCUCCUCUCGUCCAGGUGGUGCCACAGCACAUCCCUAACAGUCACCAGUACACUCCUGGUCUGCUGGGGGGCAACGAGAUCCAGAGGGAUCCCGGCUAUCCCAGGGACUUAAUGCCAUCACCUGAGCUGGCAACAUCUCCCACCAAAAGCCCUUUCAAGAUGCCACCAGUAACUUUCAUCAAUGAAGGACCAUUCAAAGACUGUCAGCAUGCAAAAGAAGCUGGACAUUCAGUCAGCGGGAUUUACAUGAUCAAACCUGAGAACAGCAAUGGACCACUGCAGUUAUGGUGUGAGAACAGCCUGGAUCCUGGGGGUUGGACUGUUAUUCAGAAAAGAACAGAUGGCUCUGUCAACUUCUUCAGAAACUGGGAAAAUUAUAAGAAAGGAUUUGGAAACACUGAUGGAGAAUAUUGGCUUGGACUGGAAAAUAUCUACAAGCUUAGCAAUCAAGAUAAUUAUAAGCUGUUGAUUGAACUAGAAGACUGGAGUGAUAAAAAAGUCUAUGCAGAAUACAGCAGCUUUCGACUGGAACCUGAAAGUGAAUUCUAUAGGCUGCGCCUGGGAACUUACCAGGGAAACGCUGGGGAUUCCAUGAUGUGGCAUAAUGGUAAACAGUUCACCACACUGGACAGAGAUAAAGAUAUGUAUGCAGGAAACUGUGCCCACUUUCAUAAAGGAGGAUGGUGGUACAACGCCUGCGCACAUUCAAACCUAAAUGGAGUGUGGUACAGAGGAGGCCAUUACAGAAGCAAGCACCAGGAUGGGAUAUUCUGGGCCGAAUACCGAGGCGGGUCAUACUCCUUGAGAGCAGUUCAGAUGAUGAUCAAGCCUAUUGACUGAAGAGAAAGUCUCCAAUUUAAAUGACAUAGAAGUCUGUAUUUUUCAGUUCCAGAAAGUGUAAAUGUUACAUGUAUAUUAUUUUGCACAAUUCAUUUCUACAGAUAAAGGUUAAAGUUUUUAAAAUGAUUUUUACCAUAACGAUAAAAGGGGAUUUAUGAAUGUAGUUUCAUCUUCCCUUAAUAUACUGCAGAAGAUUAUCUGUAUCUAAACUCAGUUAUUUUUAAAAUAUUGACUAAAUACAGGCAAAGUCUGUUUUCUAAAAUGUAAAUAUUUGCCACAAUGUAAAACAAAUCUUAGCUUUAUUUUAAAUCAAAAUUCAAUACAUGUUCAAGAUCGUUAACAAUUUAUUUAAAAACUUUAUGAGAAUGCUAUAACUUCCAAAUGGAAAAAUAAUUUUAAGAUUCCAAAGUAAUGCAUUUUAUUUAUAAAAAUAUAGACAGGAAAUUAGAAAAACUCUAGUUUUGCCAACAUUCUGCAUUGAAUAAAAGUUAUUUCAAAUUGAAUUCGUGCCUUUCACAUGAAAUAAUUAAAUCUGCAUUCCUGACAAUAUGUCAAUUUCCCAAAAGAAUUAAGAAACCCACAGUAUUAAAACACACAUUUUUAAAAACAAAAAAUAAUGUAUGCAGUAUUUAAAUGAUCAAUUUAUAAAAACAAAAAUAUACAAAUGAAUUUUUCAAAAUUAUCUUCAUAUGACUUGCUGAACACCAAAAUCUCCUGAAAUCCAUUCUAUGUUGUUAUAUCAGUAAAAUGCUGCUAUUA
Messenger RNA from Vicugna pacos (alpaca), 2615 nucleotides. RefSeq names its product angiopoietin like 1 (gene ANGPTL1). NCBI's taxonomy places the organism in Eukaryota, Metazoa, Chordata, Mammalia, Artiodactyla, Camelidae. Gene Ontology annotation, biological process: positive regulation of heterotypic cell-cell adhesion; platelet aggregation; fibrinolysis. Gene Ontology annotation, molecular function: extracellular matrix structural constituent; protein-macromolecule adaptor activity. Gene Ontology annotation, cellular component: fibrinogen complex. The record is from RefSeq and is a predicted model, not a curated record.